Musa acuminata subsp. malaccensis (wild Malaysian banana) is the source of this 1572-nucleotide messenger RNA. RefSeq names its product amino acid permease 8. Gene Ontology annotation, biological process: amino acid transmembrane transport. Gene Ontology annotation, molecular function: amino acid transmembrane transporter activity. Gene Ontology annotation, cellular component: membrane. The record is from RefSeq and is a predicted model, not a curated record. NCBI's taxonomy places the organism in Eukaryota, Viridiplantae, Streptophyta, Magnoliopsida, Zingiberales, Musaceae.
CGAGCGAGGGAGAGAAUGGCCGCAUUGUUGAAAGCAUGUCAGACACACUCUCUGGUGCUCUUUAAAAUAGCUCGAGGUGACGGACGAAGAGUGCUGCUUCCGCUUCCAGCCAUCUUUGAAGGAGGAGAGCAGAGGUUUUGUGUUCUUCGUGCAAGAAGGGAGGAGAUGGACAUGGCGGAUGACGACGGUCGCAUUAGAACUGGGACGGUGUGGACUGCGACAACACAUGCUAUUACCGCAGUCAUCGGAUCUGGAGUGCUUGCAUUACCUUGGAGUGUUGCUCAGAUGGGAUGGAUCAUGGGCCCUAUUGCUCUUGUUGCAUGUGCCUAUGUAACUUACUACACUGCCAUUCUACUCACUGAUUGCUACAGGACCCCUGAUCCAGUGAAGGGCAGGAGGAACUACACAUACAUGGAUGUCGUUCGAUCAUGUCUCGGACCCAGAGAUGUAUUCAUUUGCGGCGUUACACAAUAUGUGAUGCUAUGGGGAACUAUGAUCGGGUACACUAUCACAGCUGCAACAAGCAUGAUGGCAGUUGUGCGCUCAAACUGCUACCAUUACAAGGGCCAUAAUGCAAGUUGUAGUUCAUCAGGAACCUUGUACAUGAUCAUAUUCGGCAUACUGGAAAUAGUGUUGUCACAGUUCCCAAACUUGGAGAAGAUAACACUGAUAUCGGUUGUGGCUGCAGUAAUGUCGUUUGCCUACUCGUUCAUCGGGUUGUUCUUGUGCAUCAUGAAGUUUGCUUCACACCAUUCAAUCGGAGGGACAAUUCUCGGAGUUAAGGUCGGGGUUGAUAGUGUUUCUGCAUCGACCAAAGCCUGGCACUCUUUGCAGGCUCUCGGAAAUAUAUCAUUUGCAUACACUUAUGCCAUGCUUUUGAUAGAAAUCCAGGAUACACUUAAAUCACCUCCACCGGAGAACCAGACAAUGAAGAGAGCUACCUUUUAUGGAAUUGGCGUAACAACAGUCUUCUAUGUUUCACUUGGUUGCAUUGGAUAUGCUGCUUUCGGAAACGAUGCUCCCGGGAACGUCCUCACUGGAUUCCAAGAACCCUUUUGGCUUGUCGACAUAGCUAACAUUGCAGUCCUCAUUCAUUUAAUUGGAGCUUACCAGGUGUACGGGCAACCAAUCUAUGCCAAGUAUGAGGGCUGGCUUGCUAAGAAGUGGCCAGAAUCAGUUUUCUUCCACCAUGUAUACACAUUGCAGCUUCCUUUACUCAAAGGCCAAGCUCUCCAGUUUACGCCGUGCAAGCUCGUUUUUCGCACAGUCUUUGUCGUCAUAACAACAGUGAUAUCUCUCAUGCUACCAUUCUUCAAUGCAAUUCUGGGACUGCUAGGAGCAGUUGCAUUCUGGCCAUUGACGGUGUACUACCCAGUGACAGUGUACAUGGCACAGGCCAAGAUCAAAAGAGGAGAGUGGACAUGGGUGAUCCUCCAGUGCUUAAGCAUGGCAGCACUGGUGGUUUCUCUGUUGGCCGCUAUCGGCUCGGUCGCCGACAUUGCACAACGUUUCAAGCACGUGACCAUCUUCAAGAUCGAGCUUUAGGCGGUAUCGUCACAGUGCUAUCUAUUA